UUCACCCAAAGGCCAAAACGCAAACAUCCCCAUAAUCAAAUUUGAAAUCUAGGGGUUUUCCGUCGUCGUUGAUUUCCAUCUGAAUGAGAUACAUUUCUGAAGAGGUUUCCGUUUGAAUCGAAGAUGCCGCUUUUCGUAUCGGACGAAGAAUUCCGGCGGUGCUCGCACGAUGCGGCGAUUUUGACGGAGAAGGCGGACGAUUUCAUCCGUGGACUAUUCAAUCAAAUAGAGACGGUGAAGGCGGAGGCCGACGCCGCCUCCAUUACUCUCGAGCAGACGUGCGCUCUCAACGAACAGAAAUAUGUCUCCCUUUCCGCGGAGUACUCCUCCCUCCUGCUGCACAACUCCGAGAUAAAUGCUUUGCUUGAAAAGCGCGAUGCUGAAAUUGCGGAGCUUAAAGUCGAGAAGCAGCGAUUUCUCCUUCAGUCUAUUGAAAAAGAUGGGGAGCUAGAGAGGCUGAUGAGGGAAGCAUCAGAGCUUCAUCGAUCGAAGAGGCAACUGUUGGAGUUGGUGGAACAAAGGGACUUGGAAAUCAACGAGAGAAAUGCCACAAUAAAGAGUUAUCUUGAUAAAAUUCUUGAUUUGACUGAAAAUGCUGCAUCAAAAGAUGCACGGAUAAGAGACCUAGAAUCUGAAUUGGGGCGAUUUCAUGCAACAUCAGACCGUAUUUUACAGGAGAAGGAGCUUCUUGAGAGGCAUAAUUCAUGGCUUAAUGAGGAGCUGACGACUAAGGUUAAUAAUCUGAUCCAGGUUCGGAAAGAAUAUGGAGAAUGUGAAGCUGAUGUUUCUGGUAAACUUGCAGAUCUUGAGCUAAAAUUGAAGGAGAGUGCCAAUUCUUUGAAAUUUCACAAAGACAGAGUGAGGGAGUUGGAGGAGAAACUGGCAUCGGUAGAAAGAGAGUUGUUGUCAACUAAAGAUGCUGCUGCAGGCGCAGAGCAACGUUCCUUGGCUGAAAUUUCAACAGUAACCAAACUUGUUGACUUGUAUAAAGAAAGUUCGGAGGAAUGGUCCAAGAAGGCAGGAGAACUUGAGGGAGUCAUCAAGGCUCUUGAAACUCACUUAAAUCAAGUUGAAACUGAAUAUAAAGAUAAGCUUGACAAAGAAUUGUCUGCAAGGAAGGAAGUGGAAAAGGAAUCUACUGAUUUGAAAUAUCAGCUAGAAAGUUGCCAAACAGAAUUGGAGAAGUUAAAAAGAGGAAAUGAGCUGCAACACCUUCCUCUGAGUAGUUUUACAACUGGCUUAUUGACAAAUUCAGUUGAUACUGAUGAAAUGGUUUUGGAUGAUCGAGCAAUUAUUCCUAGCAUUCCUGCCGGAGUUUCUGGAACUGCAUUGGCAGCUUCACUUCUUAGGGAUGGAUGGAGUCUGGGGAAAAUAUAUGCCAAAUAUCAAGAGGCUGUUGACGCUCUACGGCAUGAACAGUUGGGGAGAAAGCAAUCCCAAGCUAUAUUGGAGCGUGUACUUUAUGAAAUAGAAGAAAAAGCUGGAAUAAUUAUGGAUGAAAGAGAUGAACAUGAAAGACUUGUCGAGGCCUACUCUGCUUUAGAUCAGAAACUGCAGCAGACACUAUCUGGACAUUCUACUCUGGAGAUUACCAUUCAGGAUCUCAAGGCUAAGUUAAAGAGGCAGGAGCGUGACUACGCGAUUGCUCAGAAGGAGAUCGUUGAGCUCCAGCAACAGGUGGCUGUACUGUUAAAAGAGUGUCGGGAUGUUCAGUUGCGUUGUGGAUCAGUUACCCCUUAUCAAGAUGAUGAGCUCAUUAGUGAUUUUUCUGUGCCAGCGGGUUCUGAAUCUAGAGCUGAGAACAUCAUAUUAGACCACCUGUUAACCUUCAAAGACAUCAAUGGAUUAGUUGAACAGAAUGUCCAGCUGCGCAGUCUUGUUCACAACUUAUCUGAUCAGAUUGCAGAUAAUGGAGCAGAGUUGAAGGAAAAAUAUGGGAAGGAGCUUCAGAUGCAUAUGGAAGAGACUGCGUCUAAAGUUAAUGUGGUAUUGUUAAGGGCAGAGGAACAGGAGAGCAUGAUUGAGUCACUUCAUACCUCUGUGGCCAUGUACAAGAAGCUGUAUGAAGAGGAGCAAAAACUCCGUGCUUAUCCUAUUCAUCUGCUUGAAACAGUUCCAGAGCGAGGGAGCAGGGAGAUUAUACCUAUAAAAGAAAGUAUCCAUGAGACAUCAAGAAAGCAUGAACAUACGUUAGAGCGUCUGAGAAGUCUGGAAGAAGAUUUGGCAAAGUCCAAGAAUGAUAUCAUAUCAUUGCGAUCUGAUCGUGAUAAAUUGCAAAUGGUAGCAACUUUUGCAGAAGAAAAACUUGCCAGGUUUCUGAAGGAGUUUGAGCAACAGAGGGAAGAGCAUAAUGGAAUUAGAGCGAGAAAUGUUGAGUUCUCUCAGAUAAUAGUUGACUACCAAAGGAAAUUCCGCGAAAGUGCUGACUCAUUGGAUGCUGCCAAUGAACUAUCUAGGAAGUUUACAAUGGAGGUAUCAAUUUUGAAGCAAGAAAAAGAAAUGCUUCAGAACUCUGAGAAAAGAGCUUCUGAUGAAGUUUGUAGUUUGAGUGAGAGGGUUCAUUGGCUUCAGGCUACUCUGGACACCAUGCAGAGUGCUGAGGAAGUGCGGGAGGAGGCUAGAGGUGUUGAGAGGAGAAAACAAGAAGAUUAUGUAAACAAAAUUGAGAGAGAAUGGGCCGAGGCAAAAAGAGAACUUCAGGAACAACGAGAUCUUGUUCGGAACCUUUCUCUUGAGCAUGAUAGUAGUUUAAAGGAUGCGCGAAAACAAGUUGAUGAGUUAAAUAAAGAAUUAGCUACUGCUGUGCGAUCCGUGGCAAAUGCUGAAUCUAGAGCAGCAAUUGCAGAGGCUCGUUAUUCUGAUCUGGGGAAGAUUGUGGAAUCUACAAGGACAAAGGAUUCCGAUGGUGUUGAUAGUCAACUAUCUUCUUCUUCUACUGAAAAGAUGUUGGAGAAAUUCCGGGAUGAAAUUCAGAAAUUAAGGGAGGAAGCUGAGGCAAGCAAAAAUCACAUGCUUCAGUACAAGAGUAUUGCUCAAGUCAAUGAAGAAGCCCUCAAACAAUUGGAGGUGGCCCAUGAGAAUUUUAGGAAAGAGGCUGAUGAAUUAAAGAGAUCUCUAGAGAAUGAGGUUCAUUUGCUCAGGGAGCAUGUUAGUGAACUUGAGAGUGAAUGUAAACUGAAAACUGAAGAGGCUAUUUCUGCAAAUUCUGGGAAAGAAGAGGCUCUUGCUGGUGCUUUGUUCGAGAUUGCCAGUAUGAAGGAUGACUAUUCUGUUAAAAUGUCACAGAUUGUGGUAAUGGAAUCCCAAAUCACUGCAUUGAAAGAAGAGUUGGAGUCAGAACAUAAGAAAUGGCGAACUGCUCAAGACAACUAUGAGAGACAGGUUAUUCUACAGUCAGAAACCAUUCAAGAGCUGACGAAAACUUCACAAGCCUUGGAUUCUGCACAAAAAGGGGCAUUUGAGCUCCGUAAAGUGGUGGAUGUGCUCAAAACAGAAAAUGCGGAGCUGAAGUCUAAGUGGGAGACGGAAAGGUUAGCUAUUGAAGUAUACAGGAAUGAAGCGGAUAAGACGUAUGCUGAAAUAAAUGAACUGAACAAGAUUUUGCACUGUCGACUUGAAGCCUUGCACAUUAAGUUGGCUGAGAAGGAGAAAGGAAUAGCUUCUGGAAGCAAUUCCAAGAACGUUGGAGAUGAUGAUGGGUUGCAAAAUGUUUUGAGCUAUCUCCGACGGUCAAAGGAAAUAGCUGAAACAGAAAUCUCAUUAUUGAAACAAGAAAAGCAUCGUUUGCAAUCUCAGUUAGAGAGCGCUUUGAAGUCAGCUGAGUCUGUACAGACAUUGCUUCAAACAGAACGUGAGAAAUCACGGGCAUCAUUGUAUACACAGGACGAAUUCCAAUCUCUUCAAUUACAGGUCAGAGAGCUAACUUUAUUGCGUGAAAGCAAUGUGCAACUCAGAGAGGAAAACCGGCAUAAUUUUGAAGAAUGCCAGAAACUUCGUGAAACAUUUCAGAAUGCUAAGAUUGCAAUUGAGAAUUUGGAGAAGCUUCUUAAAAACAGAGACAGAGAGCUGGAAGCGUACAGAAAAGAAAUUGAAAUCUUCAAGGCAGAAAAAACACAUCAUGAAAACAGAAUAGAUGAGUUGGUACAGAAGUGCAAGGAAAUUGAUGUCAAUGAAUAUAAUCAGUCGAAGGAAGCUUUCCAGCAGAUUCAAAUGAGUUUAGGGGAAAAGGAUAGUCAGUUGGAGGAGGUUAAGAAACAUUUAUCAGAAAAGCAGGAAACAGUAUCAAUUCUAGAGCGAGACCUAGCUAGAAGCAAAACUGAAGUGAGUGAACGAGAGAACAAGAUUAAUGAAGUGUCACAAACUGCAGCUUCUCUGAAAUCUGAAUCUGAUAAAUUUAAGCGGAUAAAUUAUCACUUUAAAAGGAAGGUUGAUAAUCUUGAAAAGGAGAAAGAAGAGAUGAGCAAAGAGGUCCAGUCUUUGUCCAAACAAUUAGAGGAAGCUAGACAGGCCUUGUCGAAACAACUGGAGGAGGCUAAACUUGUAAAACGAACCACUGUUGAUUCCGGAGGAGAAAAUAUGCUGAGGGAAAAGGCGAAAGAUACCAGGAUUCAAACACUAGAAAGAAUACUGGAGAAGCAAAGAGAUGAACAGAAGAAAGAAAAAGAAGACCAUCUUAAAGAAAAAGAUCAUCUUAAAGAAAAAGAAAAAUUUCAAAACAUCCGGAAAAUAAUAUCUGACUCUCGUGGGAAUGUCAAUCAAGAAAAGACGAAACUCUUAGAUGAUCUUACAAAGCAUAAAUUAGCUUUGAAAGCUCUUCAAGAUGAAGUGGAAAAAAUAAAGAACCCCGGAAGCAGUCAAUCAGAGAAUGCGUCCGGGGUCCAACAUUUCUCUAGUAAUAUAUUGGAUGAUUUUGCUUCCGCCUAUUUCCAGGCUGUAGAUAAUUUUGAACAAUUAGCACAGUCUGCUUGUACUGGUCCUGAUUCUACCACGACCGAUGCUCCACCUCUUGAUAAUGCAACAUCUGGUGCAGUUCCCCCUGGUCAAGCUGUACCAUCACUCCAAACCCCUGAACCUCCGGCUGCCAGUGUUCCUGCAGCUAGAGCUGACGUGAAAGAGAGAAGACCUGCUUUGACAAAGGCAACCCUGAAAAUGGGAAGGAAGCUGGUGCGUCCUAAUAUUACAAAGCCCAAAGAUCCUCAAGGGGAUGUGGAGAUGACAGAAGGAGACGAAUCUAAUACUGGAUUACCAUCCCAUAGUACAGAAAGUCAAGGAACUGAAACUGCUCCCACAACAGCAUCUGCACGUAAACGCAUGCAAGAGGAGAUGCUCACUUCAGAAGAAACUGCCUCUGAUGUCCCAGCACCUUUACCUAAAAAGCCAAAAGCUCCAGAUAGCCUACAGGUGGCAAGUGAUGAACUAGUUGCUGCUCCUACAAAGCUUCCUGAAGCUGUUAUCUCUGUAGAAUCAUCAGAUGAUAUGGGAAACCUUCAGCAAAGUGAGGAAGUUGUUGAGAAGGAUGAGCUUGACACUGGAGGAGAUCAAACUGAUGAGCCAUUAGCAGAUGAAGAGUUCAGUGAAACAGUCGAUGCCACAGAUGAAGACUUGGAGAAACCAACUGACAGUAUAAUAUCUGAUGAUCAACUGAGAGAUCAAACCGAACAAGAUAUUCAGCGCAUAGUUGUAGAGUCAGGUGGUGAGAAAGAAGAGGGGGAGCAGCUGGUUAGAGAUUUUACUGACAAUGAUGGUGAUAGCAGUGCAAUUAAUGAGACAGGAGGGCCAGGAAAUGAAGAAUUUCAAGGCGAACAAUCAACUGAUCCUGAGAAAUCACCUAGUAUUGAACCAUUGGGCAUGGAAGAUGAGGAGAUUAAUCCAUCCCAGACACUUGAGGAAGAGAAGAUAGGUGACUUAAAUGAGACCAUAGCUGAAACUGACAGUUCUGAUAAGCUUAACCAUGGUGCAGAUUCUUCCGCAGAAACCAACAGGGCACCUGGUUCGUCCAAUCCUCCAUCUGAGGAAGCUUCAACUAGCACUACUGUUUCUACUGUUGAUGCUGGAUCUUCCGAUCAAGCUGGAUCGACUCCCCCACAGGACACAGGUGGAACACCCGUGUCGCCUUUGAACAGUGGUUCAACAACCAUUAAUCUACAGGAGAGAGCAAAACAGCGAGCACAAAUGAGACAGGCUGGCAUGGGAGGGGUUACUUCUUCACCAGCCAGAGGUCGUGGCCGAACAAUCCGUGGCCGUAGUGUAAGAGGUGGCCGCACUGGACGUGGGCGGCAAUCACCCGGUUAAGGAUGCUUUUCAUGUAUAUAGGAUGGUGCCGUUUCAUAUGAUAUCUGCUAGUAUCUGAGCAGCUAGUAAUUCACAUUUUUCCAACUGUUGAUAGUUUUACUGAUAUCGACUGAUGUGUUUUGACAAUUUCCUGGAGAUUCGCUUAAUGAUUUAUAUAAAAAUGACUUCUUAUUUGUUCUA
Molecule: messenger RNA, 6471 nt
Organism: Salvia hispanica
Lineage: Eukaryota; Viridiplantae; Streptophyta; Magnoliopsida; Lamiales; Lamiaceae
Product: nuclear-pore anchor-like
Biological process (GO): mRNA export from nucleus; protein import into nucleus
Cellular component (GO): nuclear pore
Molecular function (GO): structural constituent of nuclear pore
Source: RefSeq, a predicted model, not a curated record